Molecule: messenger RNA, 1573 nt
Organism: Archocentrus centrarchus (flier cichlid)
Lineage: Eukaryota; Metazoa; Chordata; Actinopteri; Cichliformes; Cichlidae
Gene: snx20
Product: sorting nexin 20
Exons: 3
Coding region: 584-1456 (290 amino acids)
Biological process (GO): protein transport
Cellular component (GO): early endosome membrane
Molecular function (GO): phosphatidylinositol phosphate binding; protein binding
Source: RefSeq, a predicted model, not a curated record
UGUGUUACUGGGUGGAGUUUGAAAUGACAGUGUACCUAAUAAAGUGGCAAAUGAGUGCGUUGAUUGUGGGUGGCGUAAAAUGUCUCCACAUGAGACUGUUACCUCUGACCUUUAAGCUCCUCCCUGCCCUUGUGCUCACCUUAAGGUGGACAUUAAAGCUUUGAGAGUGCCUCCCACUGAGGAGCUUCAUGUGAAGCACACACGCCGCCUUCAGCUGGUUAACCCCACCCGCCUGCUGCUCCUAGAGCUGUAAAACAAGUGCCUCUCUCCCACACAGUUUACCACAUACUUCUCUUUGCUUUCACUUCCCCCCCCAAGUCAACUUCCUCCUGCCUGCACUCGUCUGUCAGCACGCAAAACGGCUACAUGUUCUUCUGCAUAUUGUAGGGGCACUCUGAAGGGCUGCUGGAGCUUUUUAACCUCUCACUGACCUGCAGGAGCCACACUGACAGCUUUUAUCUCUGCAAGAUGAACAACAGUCAAAAAUAAUGAAGAAAAGCUUGAAAACACAGCUGCACAUCACUGAGUGAACAUCAGGAGGAUAACUGAGCUUCUCUGGUCUCGGAUCAGCUGUUUGGACCUGAUGGCAGAACCACAGAGGGGAGCUGAAGACCUGACUGAGAUGGAAACAAAGACUCCAGAGGAGUCUCCCAGCUGUUCCAGUUUAACCACUAAAGAGCUUCAGCAGAACUGGAGGGCGGUGAAGCAGCGAGAGCGACCCGUCAGGCUGCUGUUUGAAAUCCCCUCGACUCGGAUUGUUGAGCACACUGUGCAUAAAUAUGUGCUCUAUGAGGUCGUGGUGAUGCGCUCUGGCAGUUUCGAUUCCCGCCGUGUUUCGGUGGAGCGCCGCUACAGCGACUUCUCCCGUUUCCACCACCAACUGCUGGAGGAGUUUAACGAGGAGCUGGAGGAGGUGCUUCUGCCCCGCAAACUGCUGACGGGGAAUUUCUCCCCGGAGAGCAUCUCGGAGCGGCGCCUGGGGCUGCAGGACUACCUGGCGAAGCUGUACGCCACGCGCUGCGUCAGACACUGCCCUCACUUCUCAGCGUUCUUCACCGAGCAGGAGCAGCGGCGGGCCCACGGCCUGCUGCGGGCGGGGCAGUUCCGGGCGGCCCUAGAGCUGCUGCAAACAGUGCUGGACAUCCAGGAGAAGCUGUUACCGUGGCAGAAGCCCACCCUCCUCGUACCGACCCUCGCCGCCCUCGCUGUCUGCUACCGGGACCUGGACGAACCAGAGCGGGCGUUCCCCAUCGCUCAGAGAGCGCUACCUCCGGUGAGACGCUAUGGACUGAAGCGUUACAGACCGCCACUGCUGGAGCUGUUGGUGGACCUGGGAUACCAGCUGGGCCGUCCUGUGGCUCAGCUGCAAGAGGAGCUGACAGCUCUGAGAGACGCCGAGCGUGGAGAGGCGUCCUCCUGCUCCCUUAAGGAGGUGGUGAUCCAGGAGUUCAUCUGAGGAGGAGGAGGCUGAGACCAGAGCUGACAGAGAGAGAGCAGAAGAGGAGGUGAGCGGAGAGGUCAGCCGUCAGCGGGGGGCGUAACACCACGCAAAUCUCUUGCAGUGAAUCAAAGU